AUGGCUGAAGUGGCUCCAGGAAGCAUGGAUGACAUCCCGGAGCCCCCUGCUCCGAUGCCAUGUGACGCCGGCUGCCCCCCCUCCCCGCCGUGUCCGUCCCCCUGCACCAAUCAGGCGGGGGAGGGGGGUCACCAUGACAACGGAAAGCUGGAGCAGCAGAAACCAUGUGACCAGAUGAAACCAAAAAGGAGAAUGAAGCCCAAAGGGAAGUUGGUGCGGAGUAUGGCAGUGUGUGAAGAACCCUUCCCACUCUUAAGUGGUGACAGUACCCAAGACAGUCAGGCUUCUGCAGCACCAGCAGUCAUCUUGCCCUGCUGCCAUGGUGACGAGAGGACUUCCUGUAAGGAGGAGGAGCAAGAAAAGAGCAAAGACCCAAAAAAACAGUUACCAUCCAAAGACUUGAGUGGGGGGUACACAGACUCCACUGGUAUAGACCUGCACCAGUUCAUCGUGGACACGCUCAACAGUAAUCCCAGAGACCGGAUGAUGCUGCUUAAACUUGAGCAGGACAUGAUUGACUUCAUCAUCAGCAACAGUCCUUUUAAAAAGUUCCCCCACAUGUCAUCCUACCAUCGUAUGCUGGUCCAUCGGGUGGCGGCCUACUUUGGAAUGGAGCACAAUGUAGACCAGACUGGCAAGGCCGUUAUCAUCAACAGGACCAGCAGCACCCGCAUACCAGGGCAGAGUUUUAUCAAUGAGGUGCAUGAGGAAAAGACAGAGGAGAUCCAGCAGUGGAAAGCAAUUCUGAAGAGAGACAGUAGCUCAGAUGACCAGCACCGGCCGCACCCCCUACGGGAGAGAAAGAGCAAGUCGGUGGAGGAGAGAGAGGAAGAGUACCAAAGAGCACGAGACCGCAUCUUCAACCAGGAGUCGCUGUGCAGCCAGGAUAAUGCCCGCGCAGAAGCCAGAACUGUGGAAGAGUACAAUCCCUAUGCCGAGACCCAGAAGAGAAGGCAGCUUUUCAGGGGGAGCCGUGAUGGUUCCGGCUCCAGCUGGACCAGUAGCAGACAAAGUAGCACUGAGACAGACUGUCGCUAUAGCAACGACCCCCGGCCCUGGAGUAGCACUGACUCUGACUCUUCCUACCAGUGGACGAGUCCUGCCCCCAUACCCCAUCAGGCUGCUAACCAGAAGUGGGAAACACGGGGUGCAGGCUCCAUCUCUCUUUACAGAGUGUCUUCCACCGGCCCCGGCCCCUCCUCUCCUCCCAUAGUAGAGGAGGCGGCCCCACCCACCAGCUCUGCCUAUGUUGUGGAGAACGGCAUCCCGCCAGGAAGCAUAUUAGUGAACCCACAAAAUGGACAGCCCUUCCUGAAUCCCGAUGGAACGCCCGCUGUCUACAACCCCCCUGACAGUCAGCAGCCGAUCCGGAGCCAGACUCACCUGCCGGCCCCUCCCCUUCAGCAGCAGCACCAGUAUUCGUCCGUCUCUUAUGCGCCUCCACAGAUGCUGCCAGUCACUCCUCCUCAGCCCUUUUCUACGGUAUGUGUCGAUGAGCUGUCCUCACAGUUUGGCCAUGUGACCAUGAGCUGUCAAUCAUCGGGGGAUGCCCCGCCCCUCUACCCUCCCAAUCAGGGCUAUGUCUAUGCAGCUCCUCCCCCACCCAACCCCCCCAGCUACUGCCAGACCUCACCGCAGAUGCCUGUGUAUUACUACUCCAACCAGUACCCUACCUCAGUUUCACAGCCAUGCAAGCCUCUCUCGCCUAGCCAGCACAUCCACAACCAAGCAGCAGCACAACCCACCGCAGGUUACCCCCCGGCCCCGGGGCCACAGUCCUCCCAGAGCCAAGGCCAAGCCAUGCUGGGGACCUACAUGCCAAUGGCCUCUCAUCAGUGUGGCAUGGUACAGGGAGGCGCGUUGUCCUCCUACACCCAGAGUAACGUAGUGACGGCGGUGGGAGGUGAAGCGGGGUACUGCUGCAUGGUGCCCCCACCCUGUGCUCCAGCCCCCGGGCCCCCGCCCCCGGGCCACCAUGCCACCUGUCAUCCUCCCAGCUGUGUCGGCCUGGGUGCCCAGGCCUGGAGCUCGCCGUACUGACACGUGUGAUCACGUUGACCGAUAGAUGAAUGGAGCUUCGGUCCUAUAUUGUAUGCACAUGCACUGACCCGGAGUCUCUGCCUCCGAUGAACCCCCCCUCCUCCUCCUCCCUCACACCCACCUUAA
Molecule: messenger RNA, 2166 nt
Organism: Lampris incognitus (smalleye Pacific opah)
Lineage: Eukaryota; Metazoa; Chordata; Actinopteri; Lampriformes; Lampridae
Gene: arpp21
Product: cAMP-regulated phosphoprotein, 21
Exons: 18
Coding region: 1-2040 (679 amino acids)
Cellular component (GO): cytoplasm
Molecular function (GO): nucleic acid binding
Source: RefSeq, a predicted model, not a curated record